AUGGGUGGGCCUUACUUUGAAGACAAUUCUCACAUAUUUUUUUCCCAAGGAACGACAGAUCGUGAGAAGGAGGGAGGUGAUGAAUAUAUUGACAAAGCGCACAAGACUCCAAAAUUAUUUUCAAAGCUUGAAAAAGGGAAAGAAACUGUGCAAAAUGGUCGAAUCGAAAAAAAAAAAAAUGGAAAGCCUAGAUUUUAUAGUAAAAAACCAAUGCAGGAUGAGAAAAGAAGAAUUAUAGCGAAACAAAGUCUCGCUGCAAUAUCAUUCCAGGCAAAUGAUAAGUUGUUUAUGGAUGGCUUAGAUAUAUCCCAAAGGCCUAUAACUGCGCCCGUUAUAGUUCCGGAGAAAUUGAAAAAUUUGGCUUCUACAAUUAUACAGAAUAACG
This is a messenger RNA of Racocetra persica, 385 nucleotides long. NCBI's taxonomy places the organism in Eukaryota, Fungi, Glomeromycota, Glomeromycetes, Diversisporales, Gigasporaceae. The record is from the annotation of a GenBank genome assembly.